Messenger RNA from Cercocebus atys (sooty mangabey), 2181 nucleotides. RefSeq names its product cathepsin D (gene CTSD). Gene Ontology annotation, molecular function: aspartic-type endopeptidase activity. Gene Ontology annotation, cellular component: lysosome. Lineage: Eukaryota; Metazoa; Chordata; Mammalia; Primates; Cercopithecidae. The transcript is spliced from 9 exons. Bases 129 to 1367 code for a protein of 412 amino acids. Gene Ontology annotation, biological process: proteolysis. The record is from RefSeq and is a predicted model, not a curated record.
CGCCAGCCUCGCCCACGUGACCAGCCCGGGUGCAAACACGCGGGUCAGCUGAUCCGGCCCAACUGCGCCGUCAUCCCGGCUAUAAGCGCGCGGCCUCGGCGCCCCGCUCCGACCCGGUGGCCGCCGCCAUGCAUCCCCCCAGCCUUCUGCUGCUCGCCCUCUGCAUCCUGGCUGCGCCUGCCGCCGCGCUCGUCAGGAUCCCGCUGCACAAGUUCACGUCCAUCCGCCGGACCAUGUCGGAGAUGGGGGGCCCUGUGGAGGACCUGAUUGCCAAAGGCCCCAUCUCGAAGUACUCCCAGGCGAUGCAGGCCGUGACCGAGGGGCCCAUUCCUGAGGUGCUGAAGAACUACAUGGACGCCCAGUACUACGGGGAGAUCGGCAUCGGGACGCCUCCCCAGUGCUUCACGGUCGUCUUCGACACGGGCUCCUCCAACCUGUGGGUCCCCUCCAUCCACUGCAAACUGCUGGACAUCGCUUGCUGGCUCCACCACAAAUACAACAGCGACAAGUCCAGCACCUACGUGAAGAAUGGCACCUCAUUUGACAUCCACUACGGCUCGGGCAGCCUCUCCGGAUACCUGAGCCAGGACACUGUGUCGGUGCCCUGCAAGUCAGCGUCAUCAACCGCUGCGCUGGGCGGUGUCAAAGUGGAGAGGCAGGUCUUCGGGGAGGCCAUCAAGCAGCCAGGCAUCACCUUCAUCGCAGCCAAGUUCCACGGCAUCCUGGGCAUGGCCUACCCCCGCAUCUCCGUCAACAACGUGCUGCCCGUCUUCGACAACCUGAUGCAGCAGAAGCUGGUGGACCAGAACAUCUUCUCCUUCUACCUGAACAGGGACCCAACUGCGCAGCCCGGGGGUGAGCUGAUGCUGGACGGCACGGACUCCAAGUAUUACAGGGGUUCUCUGUCCUACCUGAACGUCACCCGCAAGGCCUACUGGCAGGUCCACCUGGACCAGGUGGAGGUGGCCAGCGGGCUGACCCUGUGCAAGGAGGGCUGUGAGGCCAUUGUGGACACAGGCACCUCCCUCAUGGUGGGCCCCGUGGAUGAGGUGCGCGAGCUGCAGAAAGCUAUCGGGGCCGUGCCGCUGAUUCAGGGCGAGUACAUGAUCCCCUGUGAGAAGGUGUCCACCCUGCCCACGAUCACACUGAAGCUGGGAGGCAAAGGCUACAAGCUGUCCCCAGAGGACUACACGCUCAAGGUGUCGCAGGCCGGGAAGACCCUCUGCCUGAGCGGCUUCAUGGGCAUGGACAUCCCGCCACCCAGCGGGCCACUCUGGAUCCUGGGCGACGUCUUCAUCGGCCGCUACUACACUGUGUUUGACCGCGACAACAACAGGGUGGGCUUCGCCGAGGCUGCCCGCCUCUAGUUCCCAAGCCGUCGGCGUGCCAGCACAGAAACAGAGGAGAGUCCCGGAGGAGGAGGCCCCUGGCCCCCCGGCGCCUCCCACACGUAGUCACACACACUCACACACUUGCCUGCCCACUGCCCUGGGCGCCCUGGAAGCCGGCGGCCCAAGCCAGACCUGCUGUUUUGUUCUGUGGUUUUCCCCUCCCUGGGUUCAGAAACGCCACCUACCUGUCCGCCUGUCCGUCUGUCCGCCUGUCCGCCUGUCCGCCUGUCCGCCUGUCCGUCUGUCCGUCUGUUUGGUGGGGGUAGCGCUGAUCUGGAGCACAGAUCUGUUCCAUACACUUGGAAGACCCCGCCCUAGCUUGGCAGCCGAGCUUGUGUAUCCUGGGGCUCCCUUCAUCUCCAGGGAGUCCCUUCCCCAGCCCUACCAGCACCCGCUGGGCUGAGCCGCCACCCCACACCAGGCCGUCCUCCCGGACCCUCCCUUGGAAACCUGCCCUACCCGAGGGACCCUAUGCCGAGCUUGGGCCCCUCUGCCCAGCUUGGGCCCAGCUGGGCUCUGCCACCCCUACCUGUCCAGUGUCCUGGGCCCAUUGUGGAUGAGGCCAGUGGAGGCCUGAGGAUGAGCUGGAAGGAGUGAGGGGACAAAACUCACCUUCUGGAGCCUGCGCGGUGGUCCUGGGACUGAGCCCAUCCCUGGGGCAUGCAUUGGCCUGGAGGUGGGGCUGGGACUGGGGGCUGGCGUCAGCCUUCCUCUGCAGCUGACUUUUGUCCUCCCCUUGGGCGACCGAGAGCCCCAGCUGAUGUGGAAAUACAGUUGUUGGCCUUCCCUC